Molecule: messenger RNA, 1353 nt
Organism: Folsomia candida
Lineage: Eukaryota; Metazoa; Arthropoda; Collembola; Entomobryomorpha; Isotomidae
Product: S-phase kinase-associated protein 1
Exons: 3
Coding region: 863-1309 (148 amino acids)
Biological process (GO): SCF-dependent proteasomal ubiquitin-dependent protein catabolic process
Cellular component (GO): cytoplasm; nucleus
Molecular function (GO): cullin family protein binding
Source: RefSeq, a predicted model, not a curated record
UUCUUGCAGUGCAAGAAAUGCGAGGUGCAAGAAAGUGGGAGAAAGUGCAGGAAAUGUGUGCCAUCUAGCCAUGAAAAGUAUUUACAGCGGCGGGACAUUUUUUUCUAACGCCGUGCAUUUCUUGCAGGUCAAAAUACCCGAAAAAAACACUUUCUUGCAGUUAUUUCUUGCGGGAAUGGUACCAAUGCGGGGUGCAAGAAAUUGUGACAAAUGUGCGCCAUCUAGCCCAGCGCUGUAUGACAUAUUUACAGCGGUGGGACGUACUUUCUCCCACCUCACAUUUCUCCCAGGUCAAAAUAUUCCUCUGCAAAAAAAUACAUUUUUCCCCCUUAUUUCUUGCAAGUGGGGUGCAAGAAACUGGGAGAAAGUGUAACAAAUAUGCGCCAUCUAGCCCAGCGCCGUGUGAACUAUUUACAUCGGCUGGACGUAGUUUCUCCCACCUUGCAUUUCUCCCAGGUCAAAAUAUCCCCCUGCAAAAAAGAAGCACUUUCUCCCCCUUAUUUCUUACUAGUGGGGUGCAAGAAACUGCGAGAAGGUGUGACAAAUAUGCGCCAUCUAGCCCCCCGUUCUACAAACUAUUUACAGCUGCGGGUCGUAGUUUCUCCCACCUCACAUUUCUCCCAGGUCAAAAUAUUCCCCUGCAAGAAACCACUUUCUCCCCCUUAUUUCUUGCACUUGGUGGUAUCCUCUUACACCCUCAAGCACUACGAAUUCUCUCCUCCAAUAAAAAACCCUACCAAACCCGGAAGAAUAACACAGCCAACAAAAAUCGGUCAAUUAUUUCCACCCUCAUUCUUCUCCUGCCUGCCGAACCGUUAAUUAAUCAAUUAAUUAAUUAAUUAAUUAAUCCUUAAUCGUCAUCAUGUCCAGCAUGCUCAAGCUGGAGACGGAGGACGGGGUGUUGGUCGACGUGGGCGUGGAGGUCAUCCAAUGCUCGCACACGAUCCGCUUGAUGCUCGAGGACUUGGGGUGUGGAGAGGAAAUCGAUGAGAACGAGGUUAUCGUCAUCCCCCUGCCCAGAGUCUGCUCGGCCAUCCUGCAUAAAAUCAUCGCCUGGGCGAAACAUCAUGACGAUGACCCACCCCCUCUCGAGGACAUUUACGGAAACCACGUCCCCCCCGAGUUGGACGAGUGGGAUGCCGAGUUUCUCAAUUUGGAUGAGCAAACGCUCCUGGAUUUGGCCAUGGCCGCCAUCUUCCUCGACAUUCCCGACCUGCUCAAGACCAUUGCCCAGGUCAUGCUCAACAUUAUGGAGGCGAGAAGCCCGGAGCAUAUCUUGCAGCUGCUCAACUCCGUUAAUGGCCUGUAAAUCAGCAAGCAACAUUCAUGACUAAUUCAUUCCAAUGAAAUAAA